This is a messenger RNA of Babesia microti strain RI, 426 nucleotides long. Its product is annotated as mitochondrial ACP precursor, putative. The coding region runs from base 1 to 426 and encodes 141 amino acids. The transcript is spliced from 4 exons. NCBI's taxonomy places the organism in Eukaryota, Apicomplexa, Aconoidasida, Piroplasmida, Babesiidae. The record is from RefSeq and is a predicted model, not a curated record.
AUGCCAGUGCGACAACUGGCUAGAUGCAGGUGGAUCUUAUCCCAAUUGCCCAUACUAAAUGACAAAACUCUCUAUAAUAUUGGUGUCUAUCGCAGUAGUAAACUAAAUACCAAAAGAUUCAUAGGUACUAGAAAUAUAUUGCAUAGAGAUACCGAUGAAAUUGCUAAGACAAAUGCUAGCAUAUCCAACUGCAUGUUCGAAGAGCUCAAACUUUCGGCUAAAAUAACAGGCAAUGAGACUCUUGACACCGAGUUAGACACGCUUACUCAUAUUGACGAAAGGAAGUGGGACUUCCUGGACACUAUAGAGAUAGUUGUUAAGCUUGAAGAAAAAUUUGGAGUGGCAUUAAAUGAUUCAGUAUGUAACAAUAUUAAAACGCUCAAAGACCUAGUAGAUUCAUUUGAAAAGGAACUUGCUAAUAAAUAA